Schistosoma haematobium is the source of this 1936-nucleotide messenger RNA. RefSeq names its product NADH dehydrogenase [ubiquinone] 1 alpha subcomplex subunit 10, mitochondrial. The transcript is spliced from 8 exons. The record is from RefSeq and is a predicted model, not a curated record. Bases 273 to 1529 code for a protein of 418 amino acids. Gene Ontology annotation, cellular component: cytoplasm. Lineage: Eukaryota; Metazoa; Platyhelminthes; Trematoda; Strigeidida; Schistosomatidae. Gene Ontology annotation, biological process: mitochondrial electron transport, NADH to ubiquinone.
UAGACCCGGAAACUUUCUAGGUUGUGUUAAAUAACUUGGUAUAGGAUUUUAUUCAAUAGCCUCUGCCUUCUGGGUCUUUAUACAUUCAGGAAGUCCCAGAGUUUGAACUCCGAAAACACCUAUGCUGGUGUGCUUCUUUCAUUUUUACCUGAUUACUUUAAUCCGACUCACAUGUUAUUCAUGUAAUUUCAAAUCAAGACCGAUAUUGAUUAUUGGAUGAUAAAUGACCUUAGGGAGACCUAUUAUCCAAAGCUGUGCAGUACUGUCUGCAAAUGACCUAUAGAGUUUCAGGACUGUUGCAGAGGAGCGGCAAAAUAUUAAAAGGAUGUUAUUACGGCACCUUGAAGCUUGCAGUAGAUGGCAGUAUAAAGCGUGCCAAACCACCUAAUUAUGAUUUCUUUAGCUCUGGAAAUAAUUACCUAAGAUUCCUAUUUGAUAAUACUAAAACUAUGGACCGAUUUAACGAUAAUUCAAAAGUAAUAGUGGUCGAAGGUAAUAUUGCCUCCGGAAAAUCUAACGUCGCUGCUAAGUUGGCUAAAUAUCUUGAUAUGGAGUAUUUUCCUGACCCAACUGAAGACGACAUAUAUGUUUAUAGAAAUGUGGAGCCAAAUUUUGAUAUUCGCUGUCACAACUUUUUGCUUCCUGAUUAUGCAAAAUACUAUACAUGUGAAAUGUUUUGGAAUGAACCGGAUCUCAUAAAUAAAGGAAAAGGACUAUAUCUUCAAUACCAUUUCUACUUAAGACGUUAUUGGAAUUACUUAAGAGCAUUAUGUCAUUUAUUUAAUACAGGUCAAGGCGUUGUGAUUGACCGAAGUCCGUUUUCAGAGUUUAUAUUCGCUGAAGCCAUGCAUAAGUGCAAUUAUCUGUCAGAACGGGGAUUAUUAUGGUUCAAACAAAAUCACACGAUGACUAUAAACAACCUCUGGAAACCGCAUCUACUAGUGUACAUCAAGGCUCCUAUUAAGCAAAUACGUGAAAAAAUAAAGAAACGUAAUAUCCCUUGGGAGGUAAACGCACGCAAUCUAACUGAUGAAUUCUUAAAUGCUUACGAAGAUUUACUUGGAAAUUACUAUAUAGAAAAUAUGGACCGUUACUCUCAUAUCCUCACUGUUGAUGGUUCUACAGUGGAUGUUUACGAUGAUGAUGAUAUCUAUAUUAUUGCACAAAAUGCCACUGAAAUUGACUUAAGUGGUCAAUAUUUAAUGCGUGAUGAUUACAAACUUCUUCAAUGGCGUCUUGCUUUAAGAUACGCAAGUAGUCUAAUAAGUUCCAGACUCGAUUUUUCAAAUGCUCAUGAAAAAUUUACAAGAGUAUUUGAUCAAGUAGAAUUUCCUAUGGAUUUAAAUGAAUUAACUUAUACUUAUGAAGCACAAGAAUUACAAGGUGCAGCUAUUCAUAUGGAUCCUCGUACUUGUAUACCACCGGCAUAUAAUCCAAAAUAUAAAAGUAUACUUGAAAUAAUGUUUAAUCCAUGGAUUAUAAAAACUAAUUUCAGGGCUGAUCUACCAAAAAAUUAUAUUUGGAAUUGAGUUCCCAAAUCGAACUAUACCGGUAAGUAUGUCUUAACAACAACCACAACAACAAAAAGAAAAAAAGCAGGAAACUGUGCUAACGGAUCAACAAUCGAAUUCUAAUGAAUAAACCAUAGAAGUAAACUCAACUUGGACAAUAUGUAGAAGAAAGAAAAAAGAAGAAAUUGAGAAAAAAGAAAGAAUUCUGGAGAAAUCAUUAAAAAAGAAAACAAAAAAGCAAAAAACAAAGAUCUUUCAACAGAAUUAACAAUAAAAAGAUAAUACCGGCUAUCAGAUAUAGAAUGCCGCUAAUUCACAUGCUUUUUUUGUCUUUCAGGGGAUGAAGAAGAAUUAUUGAAUUUGUAAAAGAUUUUGCUUUUCUUAUUCAAAGUAGUUUAUGGGAUUUUCACGCUUGAAGUUUUAUC